AGAUCUAUGAUGGACGAGAGCUCGGCUCAGGAAGGUAACCAUCUCGGCAACGAGGCUGGUAUGCUGUACGGAGAGUACCUGAUGCUGGACAAACUACUCUCAGCUCAGAGGAUGCUCAGCUCCGAGUCCUCUAAGCCAGUGCAUGAUGAGCAUCUGUUUAUUAUCACUCAUCAAGCCUACGAGCUAUGGUUCAAGCAGAUAAUAUUCGAGGUAGACUCUGUGCGGGCAUUGUUGGACGUGGAGGGACUGGACGAAAGCCACACCAUGGAGAUACUGAAGAGGCUCAACAGGGUCGUGCUCAUAUUGAAGUUGCUGGUGGACCAGGUGAUGAUUCUGGAGACGAUGACUCCCCUGGACUUUAUGGACUUCAGGAACUACCUCCGUCCUGCCUCCGGUUUCCAGAGCUUGCAGUUCCGUUUACUUGAAAACAAGCUGGGUUUAAAACAAGCCUUGCGAGUGAAAUACAACCAGAGUUACCAGACGGUGUUCGGAGACGACCCUGAGGCCAUGGAGGCAUUGCACAAGUCCGAGCAGGAGCCAGCGUUAUUAGCUCUGAUCGAGCGCUGGUUGGAACGGACACCAGGUCUCAAUACACACGGCUUCAACUUCUGGGGCAAAUUCCAAGCAGCCGUCAGCAAACUCAUCAAGGAUGAUAUUGAUGCUGCUUCGCAUGAGACCAACGAGACAGUCCGUCGCCACCGCCUGCAGGAUGCAGAGAAUCGGCGCGAGAUAUAUCGCUCCAUCUUCGACCCCGCUGUACAUGACGCGCUCAGGUCCAGGGGAGAAAGGAGGUUGUCCCACAAAGCGUUGCAGGGAGCCAUCAUGAUCACGUUCUACAGAGACGAGCCUCGGUUCUCCCAGCCGCACCAACUCCUCACACUCCUCAUGGACAUCGACAGCCUCAUCACCAAGUGGCGAUACAACCACGUGAUCAUGGUGCAGCGUAUGAUUGGAUCCCAGCAGUUGGGCACUGGCGGCUCCUCAGGAUACCAGUACCUCCGAUCCACUCUCAGUGAUCGCUACAAAGUCUUCUUAGAUCUUUUCAACCUGUCAACGUUCCUGCUACCUCGCUCUCUGAUACCUCCACUAGAUGAUAACAUGAAGAAAAGCCUAACCUUAACAUGGGGCGACAAAGAAAAUGGACAAAACAUGCAAAAUGGCGCACAUUCCCAAAAUUCUCAGAAAGAAACAAACGGCGAUGUUCCCGAAACAACAUUAUGGCAAUAG
This is a messenger RNA of Spodoptera littoralis (African cotton leafworm), 1227 nucleotides long. Lineage: Eukaryota; Metazoa; Arthropoda; Insecta; Lepidoptera; Noctuidae. The record is from the annotation of a GenBank genome assembly.